GUACUAGUGCCAGUAGCCUCCAUCAGGGCUCGCCUGUCUCAGGAUCGGAAGCGAGCGAGUCCGGCUCCGUGUGUGCGCUUGAAUUUGACAUGCGACGGCGGGUGAGAUGAUGUCAAACUGACAGCGACGGAGGCUACGGAGAGAGCAGAGAGGCAGAGGCAGGGUAGCAAGGGCUGAGUAGAAUGCAUAGAAGACUGUCGCAUCCAAGGGCCUGCCUCCCCCUGUGCGUCCUGCGUAUCCUCAUCUACUGUCCAUUUGCCCUUUCUCUUGUCUGCUCCAGCCUCCAUCUGCUGCUGCUUCUUCUUCUCUUCCUCUUCCCAAUCGCCAUUCACAACCACACACACACACACACAGACACCGUGUAUCAUCACUCAUCCAUCAUCAGCAGCGCGCAUUCCUCCCUCCAGACAUACUCAUCGCUCGAGGCGCAUACACAUCACUCUCCCUGCCCCAAAAGGCCCAUCACCACACGCGGGCCUCCGUACAGAGAGGAAGCGCAUUCUCUCCAUCCACUUCCCACUUGUCACAGUAUACAGGUCAACAGAUCGUCGGUGAUCAGCACUGUCAAAUACACCAUCUCCCAAGCUAUCAUUGCAUCAAGGCUGUUGCUUGCAUCCAGUGCGCACAGGCAAGUCCAAGAGGCACAGACAGCGGGCGCCCUUCCAGCGGAUCACCAAUCUCACCUUGAAUAACCGAAUCCCAAGGUGUUUGUGAUGAGCACCGAUGCUGCAAACCUCCUCGGCACCUACUCGAAGCAUGAGCGCCAAUCCUCCAUCGACUAUCGCCGCACAUCGCCGCAUACCAUCAAGGAAGAACAGCAGCAACAUCAAGCGCUAGACCCGUACAGCCAGUACAAACCCUACGAGCAUCAACCCGUCGACCCGUUUGCAUUGAUUGAUGGAUUCCGACAAGAUCCCUCCACUGCAUCACAAAACCAACACGACAACAGCAACCACAACGCC
Messenger RNA from Protomyces lactucae-debilis, 962 nucleotides. RefSeq lists its product as uncharacterized. The coding region runs from base 183 to 692 and encodes 169 amino acids. The transcript has a single exon. The record is from RefSeq and is a predicted model, not a curated record. NCBI's taxonomy places the organism in Eukaryota, Fungi, Ascomycota, Taphrinomycetes, Taphrinales, Protomycetaceae.